Meleagris gallopavo (turkey) is the source of this 1645-nucleotide messenger RNA. Lineage: Eukaryota; Metazoa; Chordata; Aves; Galliformes; Phasianidae. The record is from RefSeq and is a predicted model, not a curated record.
GGUGAUGAUGGAUUUCGGUGACUUUCGUUCUUCUGAGUUCGCUGAAGCCACACGCAAAAAUCUGAGGAGGAGGAGGAAGAGGAGGAGGAAGAUGGCUGCUGGGGGGCUGCGCUUUGCCGGGGGCUGCAGCCCGCAGGGGCUGCACUUGAGGCUGCAUUUUCCCUGCACCGUUUUGUCCUUCGUUGCCUCUCCCAGCAAAGCAUCCUCUUGGCAGGGGUGGGAGGAAACGUGCAGCUGUGCCCAGGGUCAUCCUGAGGGCACUGCGGUAACUCUGCCCUCGGCAGGGGAGAACACGGUGCGCACCAUCGCCAUGGACGGCACGGAAGGGCUGGUGAGGGGACAGAAGGUGUUGGACUCCGGCGCUCCCAUCCGCAUCCCCGUGGGCCCCGAGACCUUGGGAAGGAUCAUGAAUGUCAUCGGGGAACCCAUCGAUGAGAGGGGCCCCAUCACAACGAAACAGUUUGCUGCUAUCCACGCCGAAGCCCCUGAGUUUGUGGAGAUGAGCGUCGAGCAGGAGAUCCUGGUGACGGGCAUCAAGGUGGUGGACCUGCUGGCCCCCUAUGCCAAGGGUGGCAAGAUUGGUUUGUUUGGAGGCGCUGGCGUCGGCAAGACGGUGCUGAUCAUGGAGCUGAUCAACAACGUGGCCAAAGCUCACGGCGGUUAUUCGGUGUUCGCCGGUGUGGGGGAGCGAACCCGCGAGGGCAACGAUUUGUACCAUGAGAUGAUUGAGUCCGGGGUCAUCAACCUGAAAGAUGCCACCUCCAAGGUCGCUCUGGUUUAUGGACAGAUGAAUGAACCCCCAGGUGCCCGUGCCAGGGUGGCUCUGACUGGGUUGACGGUGGCAGAGUACUUUAGGGACCAGGAAGGCCAGGACGUGCUGCUCUUCAUCGACAACAUUUUCCGCUUCACCCAGGCUGGCUCAGAGGUGUCAGCCUUGCUGGGCAGAAUCCCCUCCGCCGUGGGCUACCAGCCCACGUUGGCCACUGACAUGGGCACCAUGCAGGAGCGGAUCACCACCACACGCAAAGGCUCCAUCACUUCAGUGCAGGCCAUCUACGUGCCAGCAGAUGACCUGACAGACCCCGCCCCUGCCACCACCUUCGCCCACUUGGAUGCCACCACGGUGCUGUCCCGUGCCAUCGCCGAGCUGGGCAUCUACCCUGCUGUGGACCCGCUGGAUUCCACCUCCCGAAUCAUGGACCCCAACAUCGUGGGGCCCGAGCACUACGACGUGGCCCGGGGUGUGCAGAAGAUCCUUCAGGACUACAAGUCCCUGCAGGACAUCAUCGCCAUCCUGGGCAUGGAUGAGCUGUCUGAGGAGGACAAGCUGACCGUGGCCCGGGCCCGCAAGAUCCAGCGCUUUUUGUCCCAGCCCUUCCAGGUGGCUGAGGUCUUCACCGGCCACAUGGGCAAGCUGGUGCCCCUGAAGGAGACCAUCAAGGGCUUCAAGCAGAUCCUGGCAGGUGAAUACGACCACCUCCCGGAGCAGGCCUUCUACAUGGUGGGGCCCAUCGAGGAGGCAGUGGCCAAGGCAGAGAAGCUGGCUGAGGAACACGCGUGAGCAGGGCCGCCUUCGCCCCUCCCGGCUCCGUGUGGGGCCAGACCCCAAGUAUUUAAGGUUUCCAAUAAAAUGUUGGUGAAAACA